Messenger RNA from Humulus lupulus (European hop), 1712 nucleotides. RefSeq names its product zinc finger protein CONSTANS-LIKE 5. Gene Ontology annotation, biological process: regulation of photoperiodism, flowering; regulation of flower development. The transcript is spliced from 2 exons. Gene Ontology annotation, molecular function: protein binding; zinc ion binding. The record is from RefSeq and is a predicted model, not a curated record. NCBI's taxonomy places the organism in Eukaryota, Viridiplantae, Streptophyta, Magnoliopsida, Rosales, Cannabaceae. Gene Ontology annotation, cellular component: nucleus. The coding region runs from base 149 to 1309 and encodes 386 amino acids.
AAUAACUUCAAACCAUUUCAUUCGAGUAACAAGAAAGCUCUCUUCUCUUUUUCUCCACAACUUCAGCUAAGAAGAAACGAGAGACCGUAAAACGACGACGUUGACGGUAACGGUGACGGAGAAUAAAAGUAAAGAAUAAUUGUUUGCCAUGGGGUUAAUUGGUAACGCCGGAGGAGGUUGGGGUAUCGCGGGGAGGCCUUGUGACUCGUGCAAAUCGGCUGCUUCGGCAGCCGUGUUCUGCCGAGCUGACUCGGCUUUCUUGUGUCUCAGCUGCGACGCCAAGAUCCACUGCGCCAACAAGCUGGCGUCGCGUCACGAGCGAGUUUGGGUCUGCGAGGUCUGCGAGCAAGCCCCCGCCGCCGUCACCUGUAAGGCUGACGCCGCUUCCCUCUGCGUCUCCUGCGACGCUGACAUCCACUCCGCUAACCCCCUCGCCCAGCGCCACGAGCGAGUUCCCGUCGAGCCAUUCUAUGACUCGACGGACUCCAUCGUCCGCUCCUCAGCCGCGCUUAAUUUCUUCGCGGUACCUGCUAGUGGCGCGUGCUCUGACGAGACUGGUGGAGGCGCGUGUCGUCCCGACGAGGAAGUCAGUGUCGUUGAUGCUCCUACGCCGUGGAUGAUUUCUAAUCCUAAUUUUGGUUCCAAGCUCAUGGCGGAGGCACCUGAUGUUGUGAAAUCAACCGAUCAUUUGUUCUUCUCUGAAAUGGAUUCGUUUCUGGAUUUUGAUUACCCGAGCACGAUCCACUCUAGCUCCGUAACCGAUAGCGUCGUUCCGGUUAAAAUUAAACCGAAUCCUCCAUCUCCGAUAGUAAACAACUCGGAAAAUUACUUCGACCUCGAUUUUUGCAGAUCCAAGCUCUCUUCCUUCAACUACCCCGCCCAGUGUCUCAGUCAAAGCGUCUCAUCGUCGUCACUAGAUGUGGGAGUAGUCCCCGACGGAAGCUCCAUGUCCGAAAUCUCUUUCUCUUUCGGUCGAAGCUUGAGCCAGAACAACAACGUCUCGUCCACCGAUCCAAUUCCGAGCAUCUCGGCAUCAACGAACUCGUCCGAGCCGACUCAGCUCUGCGGAUUGGAUCGGGAGGCCAGAGUUUUGAGGUACAAGGAGAAGAGAAAGAACCGAAGGUUCGAGAAGACGAUUCGCUACGCUUCGAGAAAAGCUUACGCCGAAACCCGUCCAAGAAUCAAAGGCAGGUUCGCCAAGCGAACCGAAACAGAGGCCGAUCUCGACCUCGAACCAAUCUACGGCUCGGCCGCUGCUGCAGCAGCUUUUAUAGCCGAGUCUCAAUACGGCGUCGUUCCAACGUUUUGAUUCGGACGACUCCAAUUCCCAACCCAAAAAAAAAAAAAAAUUGGCCUUGGGCUCUGUUUGGAUAUCUUCUUCUUCUUCAUCAUCAUAAUCUUCUACUAUGCUUAGUUCUUCCAAAAAAAUCAUGAUCUUGUACUUCACUGAUGUGAUUCCUUGAUCUUGUUUUUAGAAUAAUCGUACGGUCUAAAAGUGUUUUCUGAAUAUUAGUAUUAUUACGUAAUGUUUUUUUUUUUAAUCUGAUGGUAGAGUUACAGGCUUUUACAGCCUUUGAUAUAUAUAUUUAUAAAUAUUGUAAUUUUGUUUUUAAUUUUUGAAGCUGUUUUUUUAGAGCUUAAGCAGCCAAGUGUAACUCUUCUCUUUGUAUCUAAUGCCAGUAAUUAAACUCUUUUAAGUUUAUGAUCUCAAA